CAAGGAGUCAGGGCUCAAAGGCAGCUCUGCAGCUUCACCCGAGUCCUUCGUGAAAACGCAGCCUUCCCACCGGUUAUUCUGCCCUCACCCGCGGCCCAGGCCACCGUUGCCUUGCCCCCAGCCCAGACCGACAGGAAGAUCUCUUUCCGGACUGAGGCCGGAGUCUGCGCCGGCGCGGAAUCCGGAGGGCCGGGUUGACGGGGCAUUCCCCGCUCACGCUCCUCUGGGACGGACCCGGGGGUUGGGCUUCGCUCUCCCGAAAGGAUGGGGAGGCUCUGGACGGGUACAAUCCUCGACUGGGCCCCAAGAAAUACCUAGAGUGCCCGAAGGGGGGGUUGAAGCUUCCAAGGGGAAGUCAGAGAAAAUACCCCCAUCUCUGUCACCGGGAUCCCUGCCCCCCAGCGGCCACGGAGCUCCCGGAGACGCGGAGACUCUCACAAGGAGAGUUUCCAGGAUCCUCUAGAGAUCGAAAGGUGCGGAAGGGAGGCGGGCGCCUUCCUGGAAAAGAAGUGGGUCGGGCUCAACUGAAAAGCAAGAAGGAGGAGAUUCCGGAACUAGAUAUAAAAGUCCUUUCUGCCUGGAGCUUUCCGGACCCAAUUAGAUGUUGGACCCGGUCUGGUUACCCUGGUAACAGGUGUCGCUGUUUGUCAAGGAACCAAGAGAGGAGACACAGGUGCUGACUUCACCCAAACAAGACCUGUUCUUCCUUCUCCAAAAGAAGAAAUGAAUCACUACACAGACCUUUUUCCCCUUAAGGCAUAUCUUUACACAGACUUAAGAGGCCUAUUCACCUCAAUCAUGGAGUCUUCCUCAAAGGGUCUGCUCACCCAAGUUACUCAGUUCUGGAACCUCCUAGACGAUCUGGCUGAAAGCAACCCUGAGGGCUACGAGAAGUUUAUUCAACAGCAGCUGAAAGAAGGGGAACAGCUCUGUGCCGCCCCAGAACCAUGGCUCUGUCUACAAACCAGGAUCCUGAAACCAAAGGAAAAAAUACUUUUCAUCAACCUGUGUCAGUGGAAAAGGAUCCCAGCUCCCCAGUCAAACACUCAUCCAGUACCUCUAAGUAUUGGCAGACCAGAAGAUAGGUCUGAGACAUCAGAUGUUUAUACAGUCAUCGAUGUGGCCUACAAUCCUGAUGUUCUCCAGGCAGCAGAAAAGGACCAAGUGAAAAAAGAUCAAUUAAUACAGAUGGCCAUGAAAUGCAUUGAGGAAAAACUCCAAUUCACUCUCUCACACUCUUACAGCAUUACUAACUUUAGAAUAAAAGGAAGCAUUCAAAGGAUGAAACAAAAUCUGUUGAGAAUGCAAACUGACCCCACAGAUUUAAGAGAGAAAAUGAAAAAGGAACUAACCCUUGAACAGAUAAGUAGUACUGUGAGCAACCCAGACGACUUCCAACUUUUAUUGCCAAAAGAUGAAGUUUCAAGCAAAACAAGGUGUCUGAUAGAGGAGAUUUCCAGUACAGAGAGCCAGGUAGAGAUGAAGGAACCAGCCUAUGAAUUAAAAAUUGUGGCUGAUCAGAAUGAGAAACCUCUGAAAAUUGAAAUAAAAGUUGAAUUACCUGGUAUUAAUUCCGCAUCUCUCUGUGACCUUAGUGUUUCUGAGGAUGACUUAUUGAUUGAGGUCCCUGAGAAGUACAGAUUAUAUCUGAAUCUUCCAGAAUCUGUGGAUACUGAAAUGACUACAGCAAAAUUUAUCAAAGAGAAAGCUACAUUAAUCAUCAUAAUGCCACUGGUAUAAGUCAAGAGCAUCAUCUCCUUUUGGGUUUUCAGUGCUACAGGCAUGUGAAGGAUAGGACCUUCAUUAUGGGUGAAGAGGUAGUGGUUUAUCUUCAAUACUGGUUUCAUGUUUCCUAAGAGUUCUUUUGGAUGAAAUGAGAUUUUCUCAUCAUGUUUAUACUUUUUUUAACUCCCCUCACACUUGGCUAGAAGCAGAAACUAUUAAAACAGUAUUGCUAUA
This is a messenger RNA of Felis catus (domestic cat), 1959 nucleotides long. It is a transcript of the gene PIH1D2, whose product is annotated as PIH1 domain containing 2. Gene Ontology annotation, cellular component: R2TP complex; cytoplasm; ribonucleoprotein complex. The transcript is spliced from 7 exons. Gene Ontology annotation, biological process: box C/D snoRNP assembly; rRNA processing. Lineage: Eukaryota; Metazoa; Chordata; Mammalia; Carnivora; Felidae. The coding region runs from base 724 to 1740 and encodes 338 amino acids. The record is from RefSeq and is a predicted model, not a curated record.